UCUAACGUGCGCCUCUAGGUUAUAUCCUUUUAACCUACUCAUCUCUAUCUCAUUUAUCUCCAAUUUUGCCCUUCACUAUAUUCCCCCCAUUCCUCCUGUUUUCUAUUUUUCUUUCCCACACAACUCAUUCAAGCUCAAUCGAAAGCAAAAGGGUUUUAUUUGUCUCAGUCGCUCUUGCUCUCUCUCUCUCUACCCGAUCAUCCAUGGCCGCUCGUUCCAGCUCUGAUUCUCGUCCUCUCAACCUUUCCGUUGCCACUUCCAAUCAGAUCCCCAAAGAUGGUCAGGGAUUUGACAAUCCCAUCCCUCUUUCACCACAAUGGCUUCUGUCUAAGCCGGGAGAGAGCAAGCCAGGAAUAGGAACUGGGGAAAAUCCUCCAAGCUCAAAUUUUCCAUAUGGAAAUCGCACAGAUUUCUUGAAACCAGCAGGCAACGGUGAGGAGACUCAUGAUACCCAGAAGAGAAAAGAUGUUUUUCGACCAUCCUUGCUGGAUAUGGAAACUGGUCGACGUGACCGCUGGCGAGAUGAAGAAAGGGACACCAAUUCCUCUAUGCGAAAAGAUAGGUGGAGGGAUGGAGAAAAAGAACAUGGCGACCCUCGUAGGGUGGAACGUUGGACAGACAACAAUUCAUCCACUAGACACUUUGGUGAAGGGCGUCGUGCUCCAUCUGAGCGAUGGGCUGAUUCAAGUAACAAGGAUUCCAAUUACGAACAGCGUCGUGAAAACAAGUGGAACUCUCGUUGGGGACCUGAUGAAAAAGAGGCAGAAGGUUUGCGUGAGAAAUGGAUGGAUUCUGGUAAAGAUGCUAACUCAUAUCUUGAUAAGAGGUCUUCAAUUGUUGCUAAUCAUGGAAAAGAAGAAAAGGAAGGGGACCAUGUUCGUCCUUGGAGAUCCAGCACAUUACAAGGUCGAGGAAGGGGAGAACCGCAUAACCAAACACAAACCUCAAACAAACAAGUACCUCCAUAUUUGUAUAAUCGAGGUCGUGGGGAAAAUGCACCUCAUUCAUUUUCUCUUGGCCGUGGGAGAGUUAGUUCUGGAGGAGCCACUGCAAAUAUUUCUUCGCAUUCUCAGUCCCAGGGCACCUUUUCAGACAAAGGUGAAAGUGGUCAUGGAGAGCAUUCACAUUUGAAGUAUAGUAGGACAAAGUUACUUGAUGUGUACAGAUUGGGUGAUUUGAGAUCAUUCCGGAGACUAGUGGAUGGUGCAGAAGUUCCUUCCCUUACAGUGGAUGACCCGGUUGAGCCUCUAGCUCUGUAUACACCAAGUCCUGAGGAAAUGGUGGUUAUUAAGGGAAUUGAUAAAGGGGAUAUUGUAAGUAGUGGCGCUCCACAAAUAUCCAAAGAAGGACGGGGCCAGACGGAUUUUAUGCAAUCAAGACGAACUAAGCUUGGUAGUAAAGAAGAUUUACCUCAAGGUUUUGAAGAUUUUAAGGAUGAAAACUCUGCCAUUUCAAAAGUUGAGAGAGAAGAUGGUGGAUCUUUUAAAAAGUCUGACGAAGCGACUAUUAGUAGGGAAUCAAACUCGUCAAGUAUGCAGGAAAAUGUUUCUGCUCAUCCUGGUGCUACAUGGAGAGCCCAAUCACUGAAUGAACCCUCUCAUAUGGUCGUGCAUGAUUGGAAAGAGACUCCAACUGAUGCUAAGUCAAGAACACCUGAGAUGGGUUGGUCACAUCUUCAAAAGAAUCUUAAUAAUGAAUGGGAAAGUAAUACGGCUGAUUCAUCUUUAACCAAAACUGGGGCAAAGUGGGAAAGCAAUGAGGAUCAUAUCAUUAGAAGACAACCGUCUGGAGUCCUGGACAGAGAACAGGAUGUAAGGAAACCUCUGCAGCCUUCUCCAGAAGAGUUACAACUUUGUUAUGUAGAUCCUCAGGGUAUGAUUCAAGGCCCUUUUGCUGGGGCUGAUAUUAUUGGAUGGUUUGAGGCUGGAUACUUUGGUAUAGAUUUACAGGUUCGCCUGGCAGGAGCAUCCAAUGAUGUACCAUUCGCAUCCCUUGGUGAUGUGAUGCCCCAUCUUCGAGCGAAAGCCAGACCCCCACCUGGAUUUGCUGCUCCUAAACCAAAUGAAGUUUCUGACACAGGAAGUCGGCCAAACUUUGGCAGUGUUAAUAAAACUCAUGCUGGUUUAAGCGACAUAGAUUUAAUGAGAAAUGAACCUAGGCUUAAACAUCAUGGUUCAACUACAGAAGCUGAGAAUAGGUAUUUGGAAUCACUGAUGUCUGGUACCUCACCUCUCCAGAAGAUUGCAUUUUCCGAAGGUUUGCAAGGUUAUGUUGGCAAUAAUGCUCAUACCUUGCCGCAAUCUGGAGUGGACAACCUACUUGCCAAGAGAAUGGCUCUUGAACGUCAGAGGUCAUUGCCUACUCCUUAUCCAUAUUGGCCAGGUAGAGAUUCAGCAUCCUUAGUUCCGAUGUCAGAGAUGGCCACUGACUCCAAACUACUACCACCAGUGACAGAUAAUUCUUCCCAGCCUCAUUUGCAGAAUGCUGACAUGAUGUCUGUCCUCCAAGGUUUAUCUGAUCGGUCAUCAUCUGGUGUAAAUAAUAAUGUUGCUGGUUGGUCAAAUUUUAAUGCCCAAAGUGGGUCAGAUCUACUACAGACAAAGAUGGAAUUGCGUCAUGAUCAGAGUUUUGCUCCACCUCAGUCUCCUCAUGGGAUCCAUCAACAAAGGUUGCAGCUGCAGAAUCAACCAUCUUUACCCAAUCUGUUUCCUCAGGUUGUUGAUAAUACACAAGGCAUUCCAACACCGGACAAGUUACUGCCUUCUAGUUUAGCACAGGAUCCACAGCUGUUAAAUAUGCUACAACAGCAGUACCUGUUGCAGUUACAUUCUCAGACACCUGUUCCAGCACAGCCAAUAUCAUUGUUUGAUAAAAUUUUGUUGCUUAAGCAGCAGCAGAAACAGGAAGAGCAGCAAAUGUUUUUAAGACAACAGCAACAGCAACAGCAACAGCUGCUUUCUCAUGUUCUGUCGGAGCAUCAAAACCGCCAACAUUUUGGGGAACUAUCAUUUGGGCAAUUGCAGGUUCCAGCAAUACCGAAAGUGAAUGCAUCUAUUGAUCCUCGUAUUCAACCACCUCAAGACCUGUUUCCAGUUGGUUCAAAUAUGGCAGUUCCCAGUAUUCAGCAUGAAGUGUCUGCAGGCUUAAUGAAUUUCUCUCCACAAGUUAAUCAGGAUACACGUUAUAAUGCAAGUUCCGAAGCCUCUUUACAUUUACCUCAUCAAAUGUUUGACAAUGUUACCCAUCAAAAGAGUUGGGGUGGUACUGUUGCAGAACAGGUUGGUGAUGGUUGUCAGAAGGAUUCAUUGCCAAAUUCAAGCUCAUCAUUGCAUGAGGUGAGGAACAAGGCUACUGAGGAAUUACUUGUGCAAAAAUCCAUAUCUGAUUCUGAUAGCAUUAUGACUAAAUCACAAGGGAUGCCUUCUGAAAGCCCAUUUAGAUCUGAAAGAAACAUCAUGGUUCCCAGAUCUGGGUUAAAUGCAGAAUCUUCUGCCUUGGAGCAUCCUGGAGUUAUGCCUGAAUCAGAAGUGUGUGCAAGUGAAAUUCCUAAAGUGGCAGAUGCAAAUGAUGUGAAUAUACAGUUUACUAGUGCAGUAGAAGAAGAGAAGGUUGCCAUGGAAAAGAACACUGAGCUCUCUACAAUGACAGAAGUAAAAAAUGCUGAAGUUCGUGAACCGAAAAAGGCUUCUGAGAAGAAAUCUAAGAAACAGAAAUCUGUAAAAGCACAAUUGUCUGAGCAGGCGAAGGGGGCCAAGACUGUCUCUACUCAGCAAUCAAAGCAGUUGGAAACUGAAAGGACUGUUGUUGGUGACAAUAAGUUGGAGGCUGAAGUUGGUGCAGGGGAUGAGAUAUAUGGGUCAUCACCACAUCUGUUAAAAGACAAUGGGGUCAAUAAAUCGAGGAAUGCUGGUGUUGAGGUUGAUGAAUCCCAACCAAUUCAGAAAAUGGCUGCAAGUACUCAAGUUCCUCACACCGGGUCUGUUGCAGCUGGGCAGCGGGCAUGGAAACCUGCUCCUGGUUUCAAAGCAAAGUCAUUGUUAGAAAUUCAACAAGAAGAACAGAAUAGAGUGCAGGCAGAUAUAGUUGUGUCGGAGAUUGCUACAUCUGUUAACUCCUUGAGUUUGUCUAGUGCUCCUUGGGCUGGAGUUGUGGCCAGUUCAGAUCCAAAAGUAUCUAGAGAGGUUCAGAGAGAUGUAGGUACUGCUGUGUCAAGUGUUGGGAAGCCUGACAGCACUUUGAACCCAAAGAGCAAGAAGAGCCAGUUGCAUGAUCUAUUGGCUGAAGAAGUUUUGGCGAAGUCUACUGAAAUGGAUUUUGAUGUUUCUGCUACUAUAUCAAGCAUAUCACAGGUUGCAACUCCCAUUUCAGAACCUGUGGAUGAUGAUAACUUCAUAGAGGCGAAAGACACUAAAAAGAGUCGUAAAAAAUCUGCUAAAGCUAAGGGAGCUGGAAGUAGGAUCUCAGCUUCUAGUGCAUCUGUUGAUGUGCCUAUUAGUUCAAGCCCUGUUGAGAAAGUCAAAAGCUCCCGACCUACACAGCAGGAAAAGGAAGUAUUACCUGCAAUCCCAUCAGGGCCUUCCUUGGGAGAUUUUGUUUUUUGGAAGGGAGAGCCAGCAAUUCCUCCUCCUUCUCCAGCAUGGUCUACAGAGUCUGGAAAGGUUCCAAAACCAACAUCUUUAAGGGAUAUUCUGAAGGAGCAAGAGAAAAAGGUAUCUUCUGCACAGCAAGUGAAUCAAGUACCAACUCCUCAGAAGGCACAGCCAACCCAUCCCCCACGCAGCAGUGGUCCUUCAUGGUCUAUUUCUGGCUCAUCUCCAUCUAAAGUUGCGUCUCCUAUGCAGAUUAAUUCACUUGCUUCUCAGUCACGACACAAGGGAGAUGAUGACUUAUUUUGGGGGCCGAUUGACCAAACAAAGCAAGACAAUAAACAGGCAGAUUUUCCUAAUCUCUCUGGCCAGGGUAGUUGGGGUAUGAAAAACAAUCCUUCAAAAGCAACAUCAGCAGGGUCCUUAAACCGGCAAAAGUCAAUGGGUGGCAAAGCCACUGAGCGAGCUGCUCUUUCAUCGUCACCUGGCUCUGUACACUCAUCUCUAAAAGGGAAAAGAGAUGCCAUGAGCAAGAGAUCAGAGGCCACAGGUUUUAGAGAUUGGUGUGAGAGUGAGUAUCUUCGCCUUAUGGGUAAUAGAGAUACAAGUUUCCUCGAAUUUUGCUUGAAACAAUCAAGAUCAGAGGCUGAGGUUCUUUUGAUAGAGAACCUUGGAUCAUUUGAUCCUGAUCACAAGUUCAUUGACAAAUUUCUCAACUACAAAGAGUUGUUACCUGCGGAUGUUCUUGAAAUUGCCUUCCAAAGUCGAAAUGAUCAAAAUGUCACUGGGUUCAGUGCUGGAGACAUGAGUUCCGACUUUGCCAGUGUUGGAGAUGUUGAUCGAGAUGCCAAUGCAGGUGAUGGGUUCUUGAAAGGUGGGAAGAAGAAGGGGAAGAAAGGAAAGAAGGUUAGCCCUGCUGUUUUGGGAUUUAAUGUUGUCAGUAACCGGAUCAUGAUGGGUGAGAUUCAGACUGUGGAAGAUUAGGAAAAGUUAAGAGGCUGUUGUAAAUACAUUUUGGUUUUGAACUGUUGUAUAUGGUUUUUCUUCUAGGACUUUUGUUUUCCUUCAUAGAGCCAGCCACAGCAAAGCAGCAGCUAUUUUAAUCUGCUUUAAGCGAUUUUGUGUACUUUUUUCGGUGUUAAGAGUACUGUUUAUUUUGUUCACUAGAAAACCUGAGCGGGGUUACAAUAGGUUGAUGUUUUAAUUUAAUUCAUUUGCUUUAUUAUGCGA
Molecule: messenger RNA, 5816 nt
Organism: Cannabis sativa
Lineage: Eukaryota; Viridiplantae; Streptophyta; Magnoliopsida; Rosales; Cannabaceae
Product: protein ESSENTIAL FOR POTEXVIRUS ACCUMULATION 1
Exons: 10
Coding region: 204-5570 (1788 amino acids)
Molecular function (GO): protein binding
Source: RefSeq, a predicted model, not a curated record